Tripterygium wilfordii is the source of this 2058-nucleotide messenger RNA. RefSeq names its product CTD small phosphatase-like protein 2. Lineage: Eukaryota; Viridiplantae; Streptophyta; Magnoliopsida; Celastrales; Celastraceae. The coding region runs from base 238 to 1677 and encodes 479 amino acids. Gene Ontology annotation, molecular function: phosphoprotein phosphatase activity. The record is from RefSeq and is a predicted model, not a curated record. The transcript has 7 exons.
GACUGUCUUGACCGUUCGUGGACGUUUAGAGAGAGAAACUAUACAACUAAACUAGACUGGAGACUCAUUAUAGGCUCCCGUCGUUGUUUGUCCACUAAAGAGAGAGAAACUCAAUUUUAGAGAGCGCGUUUGGUCUGCUCCACAGCCUCUGUUGCUGCGUUGACUUUUUGAAGGGGUUUUGUUCCCCACUGAUGUUCCCAAACAAAGAUUGUGGUACAUAUCACAAGUGCAGAUCAAAUGCCAUCACUAAAAAUGAAGACAAAAAUAAAUGUGGGCUCUUUAAGAGAAAAAGAUUGUCUUCAUGUGUGUCAGAAGUCGAGUAUGAUAUCCAAAAAAUCAUGUCCGCGUGUCAAGGUUACUCAACAAGCAACAGAAUUUGACACAUGUAUUCUGAACCGUCAAACGGUUUCAUUGAGCAUGGAAGUGUCCACUCAAGAUAUUGAAAGUGAUGGAGCCAUUGGCCAGCAAGAAUUCCGAGAUGAGCAAAACUCUUGGUUUCAGAGGCAGCCUUCAAUGCUUCUAGAGUCUUCAACUGUUGGCAAAGCGGACUCUAUAUCUACUUACAUGUCAAACUUGGAGACAAUUUUUUCCCCUUCUAUGGUGCCUACUGAUCUCCAUAGCGACCCAACUGUUGAUAAUGAUACAGGGAUCUACAAGUAUUGUGACGUACCAGGGUUGGGAGAUGAAGAAAGCAAUGAUAACAGAAGGUCACGUGAUUAUCAGACUUGUAAUGUAUCAGAUUUCUUUAUUUCUGAUAUGUUUGUUGCGGGCUUACCCCUUGUGGGGAAUUCUCUUGAUGCUGAUAUGAAUGAGGCUGGUCUCUUUCCUGAUUAUAAUUGUGCUGAGCCAAAUAUGUUAUUUGAUGUGGCUGAGGAUUACAUGAUAUUACCUUUCCUUGAGGAGACUGCCAGAAUGAAUGACUCCAAUAAUGAAAAAUUAGAUGGGGUUGCCAUGAUGGAUUCUGAUAAAUCUAACUUAUAUCUAGCAACUGAUCAGACAAGAUCGUGCAAUCUGGGAUCUGAUGUUAACUCUGACUCAGAGAAAGUAGAAGACUUUGAUCCACAGUUGUUUCUUAAAAAUCUGCCAGAACUAUCGGAUGUGCUAUCAAAUUUUCUUCCUGCUACUUUACCCAAGGAGCCUUGGAAGAGGAAGCCGAUAACCCUGGUACUUGAUUUGGAUGAAACACUUGUUCAUUCCACAUUGGAACAUCGCGAUGAUUCGGACUUCACCUUUACGGUUUUCUUCAACAUGGAAGAGCAUACUGUAUAUGUAAAAAAGCGGCCUCAUCUCCAGACAUUCCUGCAGAGAGUUGCAGAGAUGUUUGAAAUCAUUAUAUUUACGGCUAGCCAAAGCAUAUAUGCAGAACACCUUCUCGAUAUACUGGAUCCGGAGAAAAAGUUUAUAUCAAGGAGGGUAUAUCGUGAAUCAUGCAUUUUUUCGGAUGGAACAUACACUAAAGAUUUGACAGUGUUAGAUGUUGAUCUUGCUAAAGUUGCAAUAAUUGAUAAUUCUCCACAGGUUUUCAGGCUGCAAGUAAAUAACGGAAUCCCUAUUAAAAGUUGGUUUGAUGAUCCAUCAGAUUGUGCUCUAAUUUCAUUACUUCCUUUCUUGGAGACUCUGGUGGAUGCUGAUGAUGUCCGUCCUAUCAUUGCCAAGAAAUUCGGUAACAAGGAAUAAGAGUCUUUUGCCUUUUCUGACUAGCUUCAAUAUAGCUCCUGCCCCUUCAGUUUAUCUUUAAACAUAAUUUGGCCUUUAAUUUAGGUUUUCAAUUAUCUUCUCUUUGGGUUUUUGAGGUAGUUAACCAUAAAUUAUCGCUUAUCAUGUUGUCGAGUCAGCUCUGGUGCUAGUUCUAUUUUCCCCUUCAGCUGACAGCUCCAUGGAAUUGUUUGUCUAAUUUUUUCAGAAGGUAGUCACAGAGUGCCUUCUUUUUUUUUUUUUUUUCCUUGUACAGUUGAAUUUGCAGUCAUCUUCCUAAGGGGGGUGUACAAUGAAUCUUGUGAAAUAUAGUUUGCAGAAACAUGUUUACUUUUUCAUCUGGCACUUUCAUAGUUGUCUCUA